This is a messenger RNA of Blepharisma stoltei, 3395 nucleotides long. NCBI's taxonomy places the organism in Eukaryota, Ciliophora, Heterotrichea, Heterotrichida, Blepharismidae. The record is from the annotation of a GenBank genome assembly.
AUGCAAAAUUUAUCAAAAUUCAUUAUAAGGCCAUCCAGGUAUGUCUUAUGUAGGAAUCUUUAUUCUUUAAACAGAGAUCUAGGCCCAGAAAAUUUCAUCUUAAAAGGACAAGUAUUCACUCGUCGGGAUUUCGACUUGCCAAACACAAGAGGAUUAGUUUUAAAAUGCAGUUGAUUUUUGCCCAAAUUUUCCAAAAAUACACUUCCAUGUAUAGUUUAUUGUCAUGGCAAUUGUGGUAGCAGAUUAGACUCACUAGAAAUAGCUUAUAGAUUGUUGGAAUCCGACAUCUCAUUAUUUACUUUUGAUUUUGCUGGCUCUGGCCUUUCAGAAGGCAGUUAUGUAUCUCUAGGAUAUUAUGAAAGCUGGGAUUUAAAAUCAGUAAUGGACUAUAUUAGAUUAGAUUAGAUUAACGCUAGGUAUUUAAGGUCCCCACUACGUCCGAGGAAGCAUUCUACGGUUUCCCGUAUGGUGGCAGAGCGUUCACCAAGCCCGGGCCGAAACCCCCGGUUUCUCGGUAGAGGUAUUGUCAAGGGCCGUCUCAUAGAGGCUUCGCUGACCGCCUCCAUUUCCAACUUGGAUCGUCGCCUAAGUUUACGCCAACACUGCCGCGUCGUCCGCCAGAUCUGCCCAUUGAAGGGUACCUUUUAAACUGGAGAGACCCCCGUUUAGUCGUCUAACUCGCCUUCCCCUCUUUUCCGGUCAUCCCGAGAAAGAACUCAACAGCUUUCGCCAUUCGGGCGAGCCACAAAAGCAGCUUACUCCCCCCCCCCCUCCGUGAGCGAACAAAACCAUUAGAAAAAUCCCUAUUUUUUGGUCAAAAACCCACCCUCCGUGAGCGAACAAAAAAUUUUUUUACAUAUAAUUUUAUAUAUAGUUUAUUAUAUCUAUAUUUAAUACAAAUAAAGAGGAUAAUAUUGAAAAAUAAUUAUUAAGUUUGUUUGAUAUAUUAUUCAAAGGGUUAAAAAAAAGAAUACCAUAAGUGAAAAGGUUGAAUUUAACAAUUUUAAAUUUAAGACAAAAAAAUGAAUAGAAGAAAUCGAUUAGAUAAUUAACUUCUUCAUAUUAACUUGAUGGCUGAAAAUCUUUGGAUGAUUAACGCCAUAAGAACCCGUCAACUCAAAUGAUUUUCUGACAAGUUGAGGGCUUACAGCAUCUCACGCCUUUGAAGCAAUGUUUAUCAGUUGCUGGCGAUCAAGAGCUUUGAGGUUUCCAGUUCUUUUCGAUCUUCUUUCAAUCUGCUCUGUUUUGGAAUUUGAUUCUGAAAUCUGUUGUUUUUGAUUUGAAAUUUGCAAUUACCAGUGCGUCAAGUGGUUGCAAAUACUUUGUGCACCCUCCAGGGAUCACAAUUUUGGUUGCAUCUAAAUCUGAAAUUGCAUUAGAAAUCAUGAUAGUUUUAUGACUUCCAGCCUGAUCAUAAAUCAGCAGUUGGUUUUCUCGUCUCAAUAUUGUUCUGAGGUAGUCAUUAAGAAUCUGGUCAGAAAUGUAGCCAGAUUUAUUUGAUUUUAUGAUGACAUUUUCUGGAAUAUUCAGUCUUUCUCUUACAAGGUUCGGGAUCUGGCCAUUUUUCUCUUGAAAAAUGAGCAAAGCAGGCAUUUUUUCUCCAUCAGCUCUAAUCAUAAGCAUAACAGUGAUAAAAUGGUUCAUUUUAGCUGAUUGAACGCCUAGAAUUCGUUGAGUUCCCUUGAAAUCAUAAGUGAACUUGCUUUUUACAUCUCAAUCAAAUCUCGUUUCAUCGAAAUUGUAAAUGUUAGAUGGAACGAAUUGAGGAAGCAAUGACGCUAAAUCAUCUAGGUAUUGCCUGACAAGUUCUGCCUCUUUUUCGAUUGGCUUAAUGCUUGAGGCAUUGAUUUUUCUGAAAGAUAAACUAUUUCUGGUCCUAAAUCCUUGCCACCAUUUAUCUCCACAGCCGAAUCGCGCCAAUCCCAAUUCUGCCGCCAAACUUUUUGCUUUCUCCUCAAUCGUUGAUCUGAGAACCUGAAUACCUUGCUCACGGAUUGCAGUAAACCAAUGAACUAGUUCUUUCUCUAGCUCUGGAAAUUGAGUGAAGCUUUCUAAUUUUAAUUUUUUAUCAGAUUUUACUGAUUUCUUCAACUCAUCAAGCUUAUUCACCCAUUCGGAAAUCGAGCUAAAGGAGUUGACAUGAAACUUUGCAGCAACAUCUCUCAUGCUCAUCUCAUUUGGUGUUGAAUGUAAAAUUCAGCAAUUUCAACUUUCUGCCAAAUUUCAAUGUACUUUCUUUUCCCUUUGUACAUUUUUAUUAUGAUUUAUAGAGAAUUUGCUUAUUAUAUUAAAUAAGAAAAUAUAUAAAAUAUUUUAACUGAAUGCAUAUAUUUAUUACUAAUAGGUUUAUUGAUUAUUAAAUUAUUGAAAAAUUAAGCUGUGUUUUACCUUUAAUCAAAUGGUAUUCUUUUUUUUUUGGGAAAUUCCCUUACUCUCCCCCCAUAAUAUUUUUAAAAUAAUUUUCAACUUAUAAAAAAAUAUUAUUUUACAAUUAAAAAUUUAUAUAUAAUUUUUUUUAAAAAAUAAAAAUUAACCCCCCUCCGUGAGCGAACAAAAAUUUUUUGUUCGCUCACGGAGGGGGGGGGAGUUAGACAGGUAAGUCGCCCUGCCUCAUUUCGGGCACUCACUGGGCUGAGCGCUGCUGGCAAAAAGAAGUCACGAGUAACUACCCAUGGGUCUGGUCACAAAAACAGCGGCUUUUGCGCUUAGGCCUCUCGCUUCGAGGUCCCAGACGUUGUUGGGCUAACUCCUGGCUCCAAAAAAACCAUGCCCGGAUAUACAUGGGUAGUCACCACUGAGAGGGUGGGUCGGUCGCCGUCCGCCAUUUUAUGUAUAUAGUAAUGGACUAUAUAAAAGAAAGCGGGCUUGCAUCAGCAAUUGGAUUAUGGGGAAGAUCUAUGGGCGCGACUUCCAGUAUUUUAUAUGGAUCCUGUGAUCCAACCUUGGCAGUUCUUAUUUUAGAUUCUCCAUUUCUCUCACUUAAGCAAGUAGUUGAUGAUUAUCUUGGUAAAUACAAUUUCAUUCCAAAAAAAUUACUUGGAUUUUUUUGGGAUAAAAUCAAAAAUCACAUUAGGAAGAAAGCCAAUUUUGACAUUUCUGAGGUGAAUCCUGCCAAAUUCAUUUCGCAAUGUGAAAUGCCAGCGAUUUUUAUGCAUGGGAUUGAUGAUAAGUUGGUGUCAAUCAGUCAUGGCAGGAUGCUAUAUGAACUCUACAGAGGAGAGAAGUAUUUAUUAGAGCUUGGAGGUGGGCAUAACUCAACAAGAGCUCAAAAAGUGAUUGACAGAGUUAUUGAAAUCCUAGUUCAGACUUUCAGCUCGCCUCAGCUGCCUCAAGAGAUUCUUGAAGAAUCGAUUAAAACUCGGCGGGCUUCAAACAUAAUUUUUUUUCGAAAAUAG